Messenger RNA from Phytophthora nicotianae INRA-310, 732 nucleotides. RefSeq lists its product as hypothetical. NCBI's taxonomy places the organism in Eukaryota, Oomycota, Peronosporomycetes, Peronosporales, Peronosporaceae. The transcript has a single exon. The coding region runs from base 1 to 732 and encodes 243 amino acids. The record is from RefSeq and is a predicted model, not a curated record.
AUGCUUGACUCCAUUUCGCUAACAGAGGAGGAGCUGGGGAUGUUGUUUGGCCCAGCCUCACGUGGGGUCGAUAGCAGCUCCACGCCCCGUGCUGCUGCUAAUAACAGAAAGUCGCCUCGCAAUGCACAUAAUAAACGUGCAGCAGCCAAAAUGAAGACCAAGACAGCGAGUGCCAACAAGUUCUGCGCCACACUCAUCAGCAGCGUAGACGCGGUCGUGCCUGCUCGCUGCGGCUACCGGACCGGAAAGUGUCAGAAUCUGCAGACCAUCAAACGCAACGGAAAGCUACACAAACUCUGCGAGUUCCAUCGUGAGCGAGCCAAUCUGAACCAGAAGAAGCUGGAUCGUAAGAAGCGAAUGCAGCGCUCCAAACUGGCAGGAGUGGCUUCAUCGUCCUGUGGAUCCAUUUCGUCCGCUUCGUCCGUCGUCUCCGAGGACGACGACUGCAGUCUCGACUUGGAGGAUCGUUCGCCACGCACCGUCGAGGCAGCGGUGACCAGCAGCGUAAUUAUCAAGGCGGAGCUCAAGACGGAGGCAAAGACAGAGCCCAACGAGUUCGACGUGGAGCUAUUCUUGCCUACCAGCCUCCAGGAGGCCCCGCUGGUGCUCGGCUACGAGGAGCUUGCUAUCUUCUGCAGCCUCAUGACUUUCGACGUCAACCACCGAGCGCCGUCAAGCCGAUACGCGCCAGUCCGCACAGAUUCGUGUCAUCACCCCACGAGCACGGUGUGA